AUGCCUAGCAGACAUCAGGAAGAAUCAGCGAAGUUAACGCGAAACUUAAUGAGUAUCAGGGCUAAGGAUCAGAGGGAAAGGAAACUGGCCCCAUCUCAAAGUCUCCGUUCCGUUGGGAAACGUUACGGUGAAGGAGCUCAUACUGGGUAUCCAAAGCUUGACAAGGUAAGUUUCCCCGGUAUUGGUGGUGGGAGCUCAUUACGCAGCCGCAAUGGCUAUCAGACUCGAACUGGAGAGGAGGUGGAACCCGUUGCUGUGAUGAUGGCGUACAUGUUACGCGAGAUGACACUAGUGGAAGAACGUGACAACUAUCCGUUCGAUAAAUUUACUCACGAACGUAUUGCUGGUGUGCCGGAGCAAGAGGUCCCGGGGAUUGCGGUGUCUACUGUCUGA
Messenger RNA from Microthlaspi erraticum, 393 nucleotides. NCBI's taxonomy places the organism in Eukaryota, Viridiplantae, Streptophyta, Magnoliopsida, Brassicales, Brassicaceae. The record is from the annotation of a GenBank genome assembly.